AUGCCGCUCAGCGCCGAGUCCAUCGUUGGCAAAGUCGAAGCAACUCUGGGCGGAGUUUUGCAUAACCCAUCGCUCAAGGAGAAAGGGCUAGCCAAGCAACACGCUGCAGCAGAAAAGUCCUCGACUCACCACGCCACCGAACCAGCUCCUACAGGUAUUCCUCAACACAAUCACAAAAAUCCUGAGGAGGAGCUCGCUGCUGAAGCUGCACCAGGGGGGACUAUCUUGGUUGGUGGAGGAGGGCGAGCGGUCGUCUAA
Rhizoctonia solani is the source of this 258-nucleotide messenger RNA. RefSeq lists its product as uncharacterized. The record is from RefSeq and is a predicted model, not a curated record. The coding region runs from base 1 to 258 and encodes 85 amino acids. The transcript has 3 exons. Lineage: Eukaryota; Fungi; Basidiomycota; Agaricomycetes; Cantharellales; Ceratobasidiaceae.